UGCUCCGUGGUGAUGGGACAUCCCUGCAGCCUCGACAGCCAGGGAUGGGCUGACUGCAAUGGGAAGAGCCUUCUGCAUGCUCCGAGUUCCCUUCCAGGAAAUAUCACUGGUUUGGACCUCUCCUUCAACUUGUUGGUCUUGCCCCAUCACGGGACCCUCUUGAUGCAUUUCCCUUCUCUGCGCUCCCUCAACCUCUCCAGCAAUGCUCUGCUGACACUGAGCCCAGCAGUCUUCUCCAACCUCGGGGCACUGCGCCUGCUGGACCUGAGCAGCUGCAGCAUCACCUACCUCCACACUGAUGCUUUCAAGGGCUUGGGAAACUUGCGCACACUGCUCCUAAGAAAUAACAAUCUGCAAGAGCUUGAGGCCUCUUUCUUCCUGCCGCUGAAGGCUCUUUUCCACCUGGACCUGCAGCACAAUGCACUGGUCUCUGUGGAUACUUUGAGCCUGCAGGUGAUGGAGGCUGUCCCACAGGUCUGGCUGGAAGGGAACCCCUGGGUCUGCAACUGCAUCGUGCACCCUCUGCAGCAGUGGCUACAGCGCAGGCAAGCUGUGCAGGUGACCUGCGCAUCUCCCCCAGGGCUGCAGGGCCAGGCGAUCGCAGCUCUGGAUUCCCAGGACCUGGCCUGCCAGAUGAAGCAGCGGUUUCCUCGGGAGGUGAGCACAGUGCAGCAGAUCACAGUGGCCCAGAGCAACACAACCACACUGCCCUCUGGGAAGGGGGGAAGGAGCUGGCCGUACCUGGUGGGCAUCGUGGUGGCAGCAAUUGGCAUCUCCAUCCUGAUCGCAUUGGCUGCCAAGUGCAAGCUCUUCCACAAGCACUUCGCCAGCUACCGCCACCGGCCCCUGCCCGACACCGGCUCGAUUGGAGGCUGCCCCAUGGAGGAGGGCAGUGGUGAGAGCCACCCCAUGCCUGGUGCUGCUGACCUGCAAGCUGAGGAUGACGACGGCUUCAUCGAGGACAACUACAUCCAGCUAAGUGAGCCGCUGCCGGAGGAAAGGGAGCAGGAGUUGCAUCUCUCCAUCUGA
Chaetura pelagica (chimney swift) is the source of this 1029-nucleotide messenger RNA. RefSeq names its product chromosome unknown open reading frame, human C1orf210. Gene Ontology annotation, molecular function: protein binding. The transcript is spliced from 4 exons. The annotation marks the transcript as partial. The record is from RefSeq and is a predicted model, not a curated record. NCBI's taxonomy places the organism in Eukaryota, Metazoa, Chordata, Aves, Apodiformes, Apodidae.